GACUUCUUCUACAGCCCCAACUGCCACUGCUGUUUUGACACCCGUUGACUCACAUGCAACACCGGCACCGACAACGCCUUCCUUGAAAGGAGAUGUAAACAUGUGCCCAUCAAACGUCCUGUCAUUAUCACACCGCUAUGGAACGCUACUGGCACAACAUGACAGGAGCUGCUACGAACUGAUGCACAAUAAAGUUACCUGGGACCAUGGAGAGGUCCUAUGUCAACAGGCAGGGGGACACUUAGCGAACAUUAAUAACGCACAGGAGCAGAAUUACAUACAAUCAUUUAUGGUGGCAUAUAGUCCAACAAAAGCUUUUUGGAUCGGUUUACAUGACAAACAAUCUGAGGGAAUAUUUGAAUGGACUGCAGGCGACCCAGUGACGUACACAAACUGGAUACCUGGUCACUCAGACAACCUUGUGAGUCACAACGUCGCGGAUUGUGUGGUCGUUGUACCAUACAGAGGGGGGAUCUGGGACGAUAUCCCCUGUGGAUCACAGAGCAUCUUUGGUGACACUGGGGAGACGCACCUCGCCUUUUGUGAAUACAACAUCGCGGCUAGUGGUGGUAUGCUAGUUGGACGCUGA
Messenger RNA from Mya arenaria, 589 nucleotides. Its product is annotated as brevican core protein-like. The record is from RefSeq and is a predicted model, not a curated record. The transcript is spliced from 5 exons. Lineage: Eukaryota; Metazoa; Mollusca; Bivalvia; Myida; Myidae. The coding region runs from base 101 to 589 and encodes 162 amino acids.